Messenger RNA from Etheostoma cragini (Arkansas darter), 615 nucleotides. RefSeq names its product cyclin-dependent kinase 20-like. Gene Ontology annotation, biological process: signal transduction. The record is from RefSeq and is a predicted model, not a curated record. Gene Ontology annotation, cellular component: cytoplasm. Gene Ontology annotation, molecular function: protein serine/threonine kinase activity. Lineage: Eukaryota; Metazoa; Chordata; Actinopteri; Perciformes; Percidae. The annotation marks the transcript as partial. The transcript is spliced from 3 exons.
UGUGUGUGUGUGUGUGUGUGUGUGUGUUUGUGUGCGUGUGCGUGUGUGUGUGUGUGUGUGUGUUCCAGGGCAGUGGGCUGUAUUUUCGGGGAGCUGCUGAACUCGUCUCCUUUGUUUCCGGGAGAGAACGACAUUGAACAGCUGUGUUGUGUCCUCCGAGUCCUGGGGACUCCAACCCAGGAUAGCUGGCCUGAGAUCGUGGAUUUGCCAGAUUACAACAAAAUCACCUUUAAGGAGAAUCCCGCAAUCCCAUUGGAGGAGAUCGUCCCUGACACCUGCCCUCAGGCCGUGGACCUGCUCUACAAGUUCCUGGUCUACCCGUCCAAGCAGCGCUGCUCCGCCAGACAGGCUCUCCUCCACCCGUACUUCUUCUCCUCUCCUCUUCCUGCUCACCACUCAGAGCUCCCCAUCCCUCAGAGGGGGGGCCGACCCCCCCGCCAGCGCCUGCAGGCUCCGCCCACCGACUUCUCCGUGGACCUGCCCCUGCAGAACAGUGUGGUAGACCCCGCGCUGCUGCAGGGACACGCCUCCUGCAUCUGAAGGACCCCCCCCGACCGACCAAUCACCUUCCUCCUUCUGGGACUCACACCUUUUAUGUUUUAUAAAUUAAUGUAU